Messenger RNA from Micropterus dolomieu (smallmouth bass), 1609 nucleotides. It is a transcript of the gene ela3l, whose product is annotated as elastase 3 like. Bases 766 to 1575 code for a protein of 269 amino acids. Gene Ontology annotation, molecular function: serine-type endopeptidase activity. NCBI's taxonomy places the organism in Eukaryota, Metazoa, Chordata, Actinopteri, Centrarchiformes, Centrarchidae. Gene Ontology annotation, biological process: proteolysis. The record is from RefSeq and is a predicted model, not a curated record. The transcript has 10 exons.
AGGUAACUUAUCCACAAGCUGCAGCAGACAGAAAGGUGAAAUGUAAUAAUUAUACAGACAGUCAGUAGCCUGGCUGGUUUAUAAUAAGUUUGUCACUCUGCUACACAGUUUUGUGUACUGUACUGUGUGAGAGCCGUGCUAGUCUGCAGAUAGCAACAGGUUAGCCACAUCGCUAACAGCAAGCUAACGUUAAACGCUGUCGCUGCGCAUGAGCUGAUAAGCACCUCUGGCUUUGAGGGAGACCAUCCUGUACUUGUCUUCAUCUUCAUCUUUCUGAGAGGAUUGCAAAACAUGACACCAGCGGGAGUUAUCUGGACAAUGCUGUGAAACUGAACUUACUUUAAAGGGUUAAACAUGGCUGCCCAACAAACAGGUGGAGGAAACCGCUACAAGCUCAGCGACGGUCGGAUCCUAAUGUUUAUUAAACUCCAGAAGUCCUCCAGAAGUUUGCCCAGAGGAAAAGCGCCGCUGCGCCUUUCUGCUGAAGUGAGCCUGCUUUGAAAACAAGCAAGGACCAAUGAUCCAGAUGUUGGCUUCCCAUGCUGUUAUGCAAGCAGUUAAUUCCAGGUUUCAGGGAAGAGGCUUUGUGUCAUGGAAAGGAGUAAAGCCACGCAGUUGCACUGACUCUCGUUGCCAUUGGUCCAUCUUCAUCCUUGGAGACCGUGCCAAACCAAUGUUACCGCAUUCAGAGCGGGUGUUGUCUGUAGUGAAAAGUUUAAAAGAGAGAGUGUGCCCUGCUGUCCCUCAGCAGAAGCAUCAAUCAACAUGAUCCCCAUUGUGCUGGCCUCAGUGCUCAUUGCUAGCGCCCUUGGGUGCGGCACCCCAGCCAUUGAGCCCCUGACUUCCCGUGUGGUCAAUGGAGUAGAUGCCAAGCCCCACAGCUGGCCCUGGCAGAUCUCUCUGCAGUAUGACAAGGACGGUGUGUGGAGGCACACUUGUGGGGGAUCUCUGAUUGCUGCCAACUGGGUCAUGACUGCUGCUCACUGCAUCAACACCAAGCUCUCCUACAGGGUGUUUGUGGGCAAAUACAACCUGGUCAAGGAAGAGGCUGGCUCCAAGGCCAUCCUGCCUGAGAAGAUUAUUGUCCAUGAGAAAUGGAACCCCAUCUUUGUGGCCUUCGGUAACGAUAUUGCCCUCAUCAAGCUGUCGGAGUCAGUUACUUUGAGUGACCAGGUGCAGUUGGCAUGUGUCCCUCCUGCUGGCACUGUGCUGUCCAACCUCUACCCCUGCUACAUCACCGGAUGGGGCAGGCUGUACACCGGAGGCCCCAUAGCUGAUACGCUGCAGCAGGCUUUGAUGCCUGUGGCUGACCAUGCCACCUGCUCCCAGCCUGAUUGGUGGGGUAUUGCUGUCAGGGCCACCAUGGUCUGUGCUGGUGGGGAUGGAGUCGUGGCUGGAUGCAACGGAGACUCUGGCGGUCCUCUGAACUGUAAGAACAGUGAGGGCGUCUGGCAGGUCCAUGGUAUUGCCAGCUUUGUCUCUGGCCUUGGCUGCAACUUCGUGAAGAAACCCACUGUCUUCACCAGAGUCUCCGCUUUCAAUGACUGGAUCGACCAGGUUAUGAUGAACAACUAAAGAAGAAGUGUCAAUAAAAAUCAAAAAAGCUGCA